AUAUUCUGCAAAAUCCAUUCAACCUUAGCUUAUAGAGGCCACGAGCGAUUUACCUACCACUCACAAGAACAGCCAUAAACUCCAUCGGACACCACAGUGUCUGCCCCAUGUUCUCUAAGAUUUAAUCACCGGAAUUCUCAACAGUGACAUGUCCCACAGCAUCCUGUUUCGUAAGAGCCUUUGCUAUGUUCCUCUAACACGUGGGAGUUCAGCCCUAAUGAGCUCGGGCAGUACCAAGCAUGAUUUAAGCAACGGGAAAGAAACGCCACGGCAUCCACUACGAAAUUCUUCUAGACAAACUCACAAUCAGGAGCAAGCAUUCAACAUGCCUGAGUCUGGGCAUUUCCAGCAGUAUCGGUACCAGGUUCAUUGCAAUGGGGGCGCUUAACCUCCGUUGGAUGGGUUCGACGGAGUGAACUAAAUCUCACCCAGUACGACAAAGACCAAAAGCUUGCAUUUUAGAAG
Aspergillus alliaceus is the source of this 465-nucleotide messenger RNA. RefSeq lists its product as uncharacterized. The transcript has a single exon. The coding region runs from base 149 to 388 and encodes 79 amino acids. Lineage: Eukaryota; Fungi; Ascomycota; Eurotiomycetes; Eurotiales; Aspergillaceae. The record is from RefSeq and is a predicted model, not a curated record.